UUCUUUCUCCUUCCAAUAUAUUUAGGGAGAAGAAAUAACAAAAGAAGAGAUUGACAUGCUAAGCGAUGCUUGUACUAAAUUGAAGGAACAAAAGAAAUUGCUAACAAAGGAGAAGGAGGAACUUGAGGUACUCAAGGAUGAUGUGCAGGAAUACAGUGAGGAUUUGCAAGAGAUCAAGGAAUUAUCUAAGACUGGACCAGAGGACAUAGUUGAAGAAUCCAAAGCAAGCAAGAGACUGACUAAAAGAGUGAAUCGAAUGAUUGGGCAGAUGGAUAGAAUUAUUCAGGAGUUAGAGACAGACCAAAAAACAAUAGAUGGACAGUUGGGCGGUGAUGUUAGUCCUCCUGUUGGGGAGAAUCUCAUCAGCAUCCACGAUCUUAUUAAUGUAAUGAAGCAGCUACAGAAAAUACCAGAAAGCAAACUGAAUAAGCUGGCUGAAGCACUGGAUGAAAAUAAAGAUGGCAAAAUCGACAUAGAUGAUGUUGUGAAGGUGAUAGAAUUGAUUGACAAAGAAGAUAUUGAUAUUUCUACCAAGCAAGUAGCAGAGAUAGUAUCACUGUUGCAGAAGGAAGAAAAACUAGAAGAAAUAGAGAAGACAAAAGAAAAUGCUGAGAAGGAAGCUGCAGAAGUGAAGAACUAGCCUUCAGAGUAGUUUGAAGGUUAAAUCAAAUAAGAUACCAUGUGUACCUUAGUCAGUGCUUAGUGGUUGUGAGAUGAAGAACACUGGUAAUUUUUCAGCUAAUCAAAGGUAAAGUGUUUUUGGGCAGAGGGAGACAUUUCUCUGAUCAGAGACAAAUUAUCAUUCCAUGAAGAAGAAACUCUUCUGGCCUUCUAAGAAAUCAGCCCAUCUUCUGCAAUCAUGUUGAUUCUUUGGUAUGCUGUGGUGAUUCAGUCUCUUUGUCUCCAGAUUGUGAUAUAAAUUAGAAAUUUCUUUGCGGUGCACAAGGAGUCAGCUACUUUUUUUAAAAUAAUGCUACGUUUACUUGGCACGGACAUGUGUUUUUCUUCUUGGAAAAGUGAAGAUCUCUACAGCAAAAUUUCCAGUACUGAAACCAUUCAAAAAUGUCUAAUCCAGGUGAAGGUUGGUUUUUGAAAGUUCUGUAGUGGCUUUGGGUUAACACAUGUAGAACUGCACUGCAUAUGUAAGUUAAAAAAAAAAAUCUCAUGUAAUUUUUAUUUUGGCUUUGCUGAUUUUUCAGUACUAAAAAAAAAAUAGAGAAAAAGAUAUUGCACCAUUCAGCUGCCACUACACAUAUUUUAAAAAGUGUUUCCAUCCUUCUAUAAUCCCACUGAUCUUCCUCUCAGUUUAUCCAUUUAUCCAGCUUCACUAAUAUAGAACCUGGACUCCUCAAGUUUGCAGACCAGGUGUCAGUUGGAUGCAAGGCAAAUUUGAAAUUGUGAAAAAAAACACCUUUACCAAAACACUGCUUAUACAAUAGGUGUAUCUAAUUACAAGGUUUUUCACCUUGGAUAUGAAAUGACUAAUAUAACAAACUGGAAGCUUCAUGUAAAAGUUGCCUAUAUAAUCAGGACAAUUAAAGGCCUGCUGAAAUUAA
Molecule: messenger RNA, 1556 nt
Organism: Python bivittatus (Burmese python)
Lineage: Eukaryota; Metazoa; Chordata; Lepidosauria; Squamata; Pythonidae
Source: RefSeq, a predicted model, not a curated record